Messenger RNA from Esox lucius (northern pike), 1330 nucleotides. RefSeq names its product syntaxin 11a (gene stx11a). Gene Ontology annotation, biological process: intracellular protein transport; synaptic vesicle fusion to presynaptic active zone membrane; exocytosis. NCBI's taxonomy places the organism in Eukaryota, Metazoa, Chordata, Actinopteri, Esociformes, Esocidae. Gene Ontology annotation, molecular function: SNAP receptor activity; SNARE binding. The transcript is spliced from 2 exons. Bases 205 to 1086 code for a protein of 293 amino acids. Gene Ontology annotation, cellular component: synaptic vesicle; plasma membrane; SNARE complex. The record is from RefSeq and is a predicted model, not a curated record.
AAAUAUAUCCAAUAUAAAAUGUUUUGCUACGGUUUGCGAGUAAUGAAUAAACCACCUAAAUUAGGCGGUGGGCUGGUUCCUGGCAGACACAGCUAGAUGACUAUCACCGAGCAUAAAGGGGAAAUUAUGCUCAGAGCAUGUCUCUGUUCUGUUUUAAUGAUGUUAGUGUAUUAAGACAUUCUCCGGAGCACCAUAUCAGGAAGGAUGCGAGACAGACUGGAAGACCUACAGGGGGUGACCCCAACUCCUUCGGACACGGACGAGGGAGGACAGGGCGCCGACGAUGAAGACAAGGAAGUGCUGGAGCAGCAGUCGAUGGUGUUUGAAGCUGAGGAUAAGAUGGACGUCAUCUUCAGAGAAGCCCAGUCCAUAAGGAAAGAGAUUGCACUGCUCCGGAUGGAUGUGAAGCGCUUGGGCAAGCAGAACACUCGAUUCCUUACCUCUGUUCGACGGUUCAGCUCCAUCAAACGAGACACCAAUGCCAUAGCCAGGGGCAUCAAGACCCAGGGGGAGGGCAUCUACGCACGGCUGGAGAAGAUUGGGUCGCAGCACAAACUGCUGGAAGAAGAGCACGGGGCCCAUUCUGCUGUGGUCCGCAUGGUGCGAGCUCAGUAUGUUUCUCUCACCGGGUUAUUUCACGAAGCCAUGUCUGAGUACAACCAGGCGGAGAUGAGCCAGAGGGAGAACUGCAAGACCCGGAUCCAGCGUCAAGCAGAAAUAAUGGGAAAGGAGGUGACUGGCGAGCAGAUCGAGGAGAUGGUUGAGACUGGGAAGUGGAACGUGUUCUCUGACAACCUUCUAACGGACGGCCGGACGGCACGCUCUGCACUCACAGAGAUCGAGAACCGGCACAAGGAGCUGCUUGAGCUGGAGAGUCGAAUCAAGGACAUCCAUGAGCUGUUCUUCCAGAUGGCUUUGCUGGUGGAAGAACAGGGCGCAAUGGUGGACAACAUAGAGGCCAACGUGGUCGCCACAACAGACUUUGUGUGCAAGGCCCAGGCUCAGAUCAAGAGGGCGGUGAAAUACAAGAAAAACAACCCAUGUAGGAAGCUUUUCUGUUGCUGUUUCCCUUGCUGUAACAAGUGAGACAGGUAGAGAUGGGUAUCAGUGUUAAUAUUGUAUCUCAAGAUGCUAGGGUAUAUUUUCCUAUCAAAUGGGUUUUCAAAGUCAAAAAUGUACAUAAAAAAGUACAAAUAAUCAAUUUGCACUUUUUUGUUUGUUCCAGUGUGUGUGUUGGUUUCAAAUUAUUUAUGCUGUUUGAAUGAGAAUGUAUCCAAUAUAAAACAUUUUGCUACGGUUUGCGAGUAAUGAAUAAACUACUUCAAUUAGG